AUGGAGCUCUACCAGCCGGUGGAGGAGUCGGGGGGGCGGCAGUGUGUCAAAGUCUCCAGAGUCCUCAUCAGAAGAUCAAACCAGCUCCAGAGUCCUCAUCAGAAGAUCAAACCAGCUCCAGAGUCCUCAUCAGAAGAUCAAACCAGCUCCAGAGUCCUCAUCAGAAGAUCAAACCAGCUCCAGAGUCCUCAUCAGAAGAUCAAACCAGCUCCAGAGUCCUCAUCAGAAGAUCAAACCAGCUCCAGAGUCCUCAUCAGAAGAUCAAACCAGCUCCAGAGUCCUCAUCAGAAGAUCAAUCCAGCUCCAGAGUCCUCAUCAGAAGAUCAAACCAGCUCCAGAGUCCUCAUCAGAAGAUCAAACCAGCUCCAGAGUCCUCAUCAGAAGAUCAAACCAGCUCCAGAGUCCUCAUCAGAAGAUCAAACCAGCUCCAGAGUCCUCAUCAGAAGAUCAAACCAGCUUCAGAGUCCUCAUCAGAAGAUCAAACCAGCUUCAGAGUCCUCAUCAGAAGAGUGUUCAGCCUCGAUUGACAGCUUGGCGGCUCAGGAUCUAGACGCUCAGUACCCGGACCUGGAGCACUCCAAGACCAUCUACGUCACAGAGAACGGGCCUCGGCUCUCCGUGGCGGCGGAACCGUUGAAGGUGGAGUCGAGGCGAGGAGGGAACGCCACGCUGCCGUGCAGCAUCCGCAUGGACCAAUCACUGACUCGCCGGAAGAUGAGGAUCAAAUGGACCAAGCUGACGGCAGACUACCUGAAAGAGGUGGACGUGUUCGUCGCCAUGGAUUACCACAAACGGAGUUACGGCAGCUUCCACGGACGCGUCCACCUGCAGGGCUCCUCCCCCAUGGACGCCUCCCUGGUCAUCACGGAGAUCACCCUGGAGGAUUAUGGGAGAUAUAAGUGUGAAGUCAUCGACGGGCUGGAAGACGGAACGGUGUUCGUGUCGCUCGACCUGGAAGGCGUGGUCUUCCCCUACUUCCCCCGCCUCGGCCGCUACCUCAACUUCUACGACGCCGAGCGGGCGUGCCGAGACCAGGACGCCACCGUGGCCUCCUUCGACCAGCUGCACGAGGCGUGGCGAGGGAAGCUGGACUGGUGCAACGCCGGCUGGCUGAGCGACGGCUCGGUGCAGUACCCCAUCACCACCCCCAGGGAACCCUGCGGGGGCAAGAACACGGUUCCGGGGGUCCGAAACUACGGCCUGAGGGACAAAGAGAAGAAACCACUACGACGUGUACUGCUCACUUCCCACUACAAAGGGCGGUUCUACUACCUGAUCCACCCCUCCAAGCUGACCUAUGACGAGGCGGUCAGGGCGUGCCAGCAAGAUGGCGCUCAGAUCGCCAAAGUCGGCCAGAUGUACGCCGCCUGGAAGCUGCUGGGCUACGACCGCUGCGACGCCGGCUGGUUGGCCGACGGCAGCGUCCGUUACCCCGUGUCCCGCCCCCGCCGGCGCUGCAGCCCCACGGAGGCCGCCGUCCGGUUCAGCGGCUUCCCGGACAAGAAGCACAAGCUGUACGGAGCGUACUGCUUCAAGGGCCACAACUGA
Messenger RNA from Cyclopterus lumpus (lumpfish), 1548 nucleotides. Its product is annotated as hyaluronan and proteoglycan link protein 1-like. Lineage: Eukaryota; Metazoa; Chordata; Actinopteri; Perciformes; Cyclopteridae. Gene Ontology annotation, biological process: cell adhesion. Gene Ontology annotation, molecular function: hyaluronic acid binding. The record is from RefSeq and is a predicted model, not a curated record.